This is a messenger RNA of Sclerotinia sclerotiorum 1980 UF-70, 204 nucleotides long. RefSeq lists its product with no specific name. Bases 1 to 204 code for a protein of 67 amino acids. Lineage: Eukaryota; Fungi; Ascomycota; Leotiomycetes; Helotiales; Sclerotiniaceae. Gene Ontology annotation, molecular function: monooxygenase activity; heme binding; oxidoreductase activity, acting on paired donors, with incorporation or reduction of molecular oxygen. The record is from RefSeq and is a predicted model, not a curated record. The transcript is spliced from 2 exons.
AUGACAGAAGGAUUAUGGAUACCACCAAGAGGCUCAUUCAUGCCCUGGUCCGACCAACCUCAAGGAUGUCCUGGUAAGAAAUUCGGCCAAGUAGAAUUUGUCGCAGCGAUGGCGGGACUAUUUCAAAACCACAGAGUAGAAAUUGUACGAGAGGCAGACGAGACGCAUGAAGCAGCUGAAAAAAGAGUACAGGAAUUUAGUUGA